AUGUCAGACUUGAGAGAGAUCUUAGUCAUUGGUGGAACGGGUGCCCAGGGCACUCCAGUUGUGAAAGCACUCUCUGAGAGUGAACGCUACCGCGUGAGAGUAUUGACUCGAAACUCCAAGUCGCGACGAAGCCUAGAACUAGCCGCUUUGCCGAAUGUUACGCUCGUCGAAGGUAGUCAAGACAACUUGGAGGAUCUUCGAAGAGCGUUUGAAGGCGUAUACGGAGCUUGGGUUAACCUGGAUGGGUUCACUCUUGGCGAGAAGAACGAAGGCUUCUACGGCGUCAGGGCCUAUGAGAUAGCUAGACACCACGGUGUAAAGCACUACGUUUGGGCCAAUACAGAUUAUGCGCUUCGCAAGUCGGGCUGGGAUGAGAAAUAUCAUUGGGGUCAUAACGACGCCAAAGGUCGUAUCGGCGACCUAAUACUCAGCCAUGGCCAAGAAGGCAUGAAGACGACCCUUUUUACUACUGGGCCAUACAUGAAUAUGCUCUUCGACGGCAUGUACGUGCCAAAGGAGCAAGACGACGGAUCCUUUGUCUGGGCAAAUCCUGCCAGCAAUGGAAAGAUACCAUUGAUAGCUCUCGAAGAUGUGGGCGUCUACAAUCUUUGGAUCUUUGACAACCCACAGGAAUCAGCUGGGUUUGAUCUAGAGGUCGCCACUGACCAAGUCAGCAUGGCCGACAUUGCAGAAACAUUCACCAAGAUCACUGGCAAGAAAGGAGUCCACAAGAAGCUACCUCUCGAUGAAUACUUGGACCUUGCUGAGCCAUACCCUAACGCAUAUGCGAACUGGGCAGCGGGCCCCAAUGCCAUUCGAGACAAGGAUAUGAUGACUUGGCGAGAGAACUUUACGGCUUGGUGGCGGUUCUGGGGCGAGGGUAAGGGAGCGACCAGAGACAUGGCAUUGUUGGAUAAGAUUCAUCCUCAAAGAAUCAAGACAUUGGAAGAAUGGAUGCGAAUUGUAAACUAUGAUGGAAAACGGCGCUCGGUUAUGAAAGGCCUCGAAGACUUGAGAGCUCAGAGCUCCGCAACUAACUAG
Messenger RNA from Trichoderma atroviride IMI 206040, 1041 nucleotides. RefSeq lists its product as uncharacterized. Gene Ontology annotation, cellular component: nucleus. Lineage: Eukaryota; Fungi; Ascomycota; Sordariomycetes; Hypocreales; Hypocreaceae. The record is from RefSeq and is a predicted model, not a curated record.